UCGCGUUCUUUGGUUGGACAUCAACAAUUUCGACAGGACUGCCGCAGACACAAUGUUGUACAAUGUCGAUGAGGCUCAGAAUCUUAUCAUAUUUAUUGGAGACGGCAUGGGACCAGAAACGAUUACUGCCACAAGAAUAUACAGCAAAUCUGAAGACAAAUAUUUGUUCUUCGAACGUUUUCCUUUCGUCGGAAAAUUAAAGGUAAUGGGGGAAAUAUGUGGAGGACGGACUGCCGCAGACACAAUGUUGUACAAUGUCGAUGAGGCUCAGAAUCUUAUCAUAUUUAUUGGAGACGGCAUGGGACCAGAAACGAUUACUGCCACAAGAAUAUACAGCAAAUCUGAAGACAAAUAUUUGUUCUUCGAACGAUUUGUAACUAAUGCCAGGGUAACAAGUGAAACUGUAGCCUCCAUAUAUGCUCACGUAGCCAAUACAAAAUGGGAAUGUGACGCAUUUAUGCCCAACAAAAGUACCAUGUGCAAAGAUAUUGCACGACAGUUAAUUGAGGAUGUUCCAGGAAAGAAUAUAAAAGUUAUCAUGGGAGGUGGUAUGCAAUGCUUAAAAUCGGAUGCGAGCGGCUCUUUUGACGACCCGAUUGAUAAAAAUGCAUGUUACAGCGUUGAUGGAAGAGAUCUAAUACGGGAUUGGACGCUUGAUAAAGAAAAACGACAUGUUAACUACGCUGUUGUAACGAACACAUGGGAAUUACAAAAGCUAUCGCACGUUGACUAUCUUUUAGGAAUAUUUUCUAACAGUAACUUCAAUUAUGAAUAUCAAAGGGACACUUCUCCCUACGGUAUGCCCUCACUAUCUGCAAUGGCGGAGAAAGCGUUAGAAAUUUUGGAUUCGAACCCAAAUGGGUUUUUCUUAGUAGUAGAGGGUGGUUUAAUUAACCAAGCCCACCACGAGGGACAUGCCAAAAUAGCAUUAGAAGAAACAGUAGCACUUAACGCGGCUAUCGAAAAAAUUGUAACUAUUUUGGAAGAAGCUGAGAAGUUAAAGGAUACUUUAAUUAUUGUGACAGCCGACCAUGCAACUUCAAUGGUUAUAAACGGAUACCCGCACAGACAUUCAAGUAUUUUAGGAUUAUCCCAACCUGUGGGCUAUGAUAACGCCAAUUAUACUACCCUUACCUACGCCACUGGCGGGCCCCAUAACUACCAAUUUUAUGCCGACAAUUCAAUGGGAAAUUUAAGUGUACUUCUCAAUCCAAUGUUUAAUAGAACAUACCUUGUAGCAGAAAACAAAACUAUCCACUGUCCAGCACAAAAAAUCCUGAGGAUGGAUCCUAGCAAACAGGAUACGGAAGACUACACGUACUAUCAACAGGCCGGCAUUUUAACCGACCAAGUAACACACGCGGGCACGGAUGUUAACGUUUACGCUAUUGGUCCAAUGGCCCAUCUCCUUCAUGGUACACAUGAACAAACCUACCUUUAUUAUUUUAUUGGUUUUGCUACAAAUGUGGGCCCAAUUAAAAAAGUUACCGAUUACCUUGAUUCCGUAUUUUUAUAA
Messenger RNA from Agrilus planipennis (emerald ash borer), 1516 nucleotides. Its product is annotated as alkaline phosphatase, tissue-nonspecific isozyme-like. The transcript has 8 exons. Gene Ontology annotation, biological process: dephosphorylation. The record is from RefSeq and is a predicted model, not a curated record. Bases 53 to 1516 code for a protein of 487 amino acids. Gene Ontology annotation, molecular function: alkaline phosphatase activity. NCBI's taxonomy places the organism in Eukaryota, Metazoa, Arthropoda, Insecta, Coleoptera, Buprestidae.